CAUUGACUUGACCAUUCAUCAUCAUCUUCAUUUGACGUUUGUGAUCAUCAUCAUCAUCAUAAUAAUAAAUUAAUAACAACUUCAAUUAAAAUUUAAAAUCAAAUACAACUUUGAUAAUAAAUUACUCAGUGUAAAAUGAAUUCACUACAACAUUUGCGUAAAUUCACAAAAUUUCCACCAAGAAGAAGAGUUGUAGUUACAGGCCUGGGUGUAGUCUCACCACUAGGAACAGGAACAGAAUUAGCAUGGCAGAAUCUUCUAAAGGGGCAUUGUGGUAUAAUCACACUUAAAGACGAGGAAUAUUCCAAACUUCCCAGUAGAGUAGCAGGAGUUAUUCCUAUUGAGGCAGACACUGAAAUAGCGAAGGCAUUAUCAAAGUCAAAUUUAAAGUUGAUGGCACCAGCUACUUGUAUAGCUUUAAUUGCUACAUCUGAAGCAUUGAAGGAUGCUAACUGGUUACCUAAGGCUGAUGUUGACAGAGAGGCCACUGGAGUGACCCUUGGCAUGGGAAUGAUAGAUCUGAAGGAUGUAUGUGACACAAAUAGUGCUUUAAAAAUAGGUUAUAACAAAGUAAGUCCGUUUUUCGUACCAAGAAUAUUACCAAAUAUGGCUGCAGGUCAUAUAAGUAUAAAGUAUGGUUUCCGUGGACCCAACCACGCUGUAUCAACAGCAUGUGCAACUGGAGCUCACUCAAUUGGCGAUGCUUUCAGAUUUAUAAGAAAUGGAGAUGCCAAUGUCAUGGUCAGUGGUGGUGCAGAGGCUUGUAUCAGUCCAUUAGCUAUAGCUGGAUUUUGUCGCCUCCGUGCAUUAAGCACUUCAUUCAAUGAUGAACCUACAAAAGCAUCUAGGCCUUUCGAUAAACAUAGAGAUGGGUUUGUAAUGGGCGAAGGAGCUGCUGUUCUAGUUUUAGAGGAAUAUGAGCAUGCUUUAAGAAGAGAUGCAAGAAUUUAUGCUGAAAUAUUAGGAUAUGGUCUAUCUGGGGAUGCUUCUCAUAUAACUACUCCAAGAGAAGAUGGCACUGGAGCUAUUUUAUCAAUGAAUCGAGCAUUGCAAGACGGGGCUGUAGAUCACAAUGAAAUCACAUACAUAAAUGCCCAUGCUACUUCUACACCAGUUGGUGAUGGUAUUGAAUCUACAGCUAUUACUAAACUUUUUAAAGAUAAUGUUAGAGACAUGAUGAUAUCUUCCACAAAAGGGGCUCACGGACACUUGUUAGGUGCAGCUGGUAAUUUAGAAGCAGUUUUCACUGUAUUAGCAUGCCAUCAUGGUGUUGUACCACCUACGUUGAAUUUAGAUGAACCUAUUGACAAUUUGAAUUAUGUUGCUAAAAUCCCCCAGGAUUGGCAUAGAGAAAGAAGAAUAGCAUUAAAGAAUUCUUUUGGAUUCGGUGGGACAAAUGCAACACUUUGUAUAUCUAGUAUUUGAUUUAAAGAUUUUUAUUAGGAAUAAUUUUUAUCAAAGAGUAAAAGUUGUAAGCGAAAUGUGAAUAAUAUAAAUGUUAUGAAAUAAAAGCAUAAUUUAGA
Molecule: messenger RNA, 1523 nt
Organism: Bicyclus anynana (squinting bush brown)
Lineage: Eukaryota; Metazoa; Arthropoda; Insecta; Lepidoptera; Nymphalidae
Product: 3-oxoacyl-[acyl-carrier-protein] synthase, mitochondrial
Exons: 1
Coding region: 136-1425 (429 amino acids)
Biological process (GO): fatty acid biosynthetic process
Molecular function (GO): 3-oxoacyl-[acyl-carrier-protein] synthase activity
Source: RefSeq, a predicted model, not a curated record